AUGGACACAGGUGGUGGGUCCCAUGCCGAAAGGCCGUCUGGUGGAGAGGCCACGCCCAAGAGGCCGCGGCUUUUGCUGGACCGUCCUCCAGGUCGAAGCCCAGGGUCAGCCGCAUCGCCAGCCAGUGGCCUGUACCCUCCAGGAUAUGCUGGUGUCAACAUGGUGGUGGGAGACGUUGGGCUGGAUGAGUCCAGUGACUUUGGCGGCUGGAGCGAAGAGCUCAAGGAGGCGAUGGUCGAUGAAAGCGAGCACGCUGGCAGCUACUACCAGGAAGUGGUGUGGGACGAUGAGGCGGAACACGCUCCCGAGCUCACGGAGGCAGAGCUUGCUCAGGUUGAUUCCGAAGCCGACCGAAAAGAAGCAGGUCGUUUGUUGGAGAUGGGGGUCAUUCGUUGGCCCCGUGAAGGCGAGGACCUCACCGAGUACCAGUCGUUGACGACGAAAGUUGUUCGAGAUUGGAGGCGGAGGCCAAAUUGGGUGAGGCGCAGUCGUUUGGUGGGCCGCGAGUUCAGAACGAUGAGCGCAGACACCCAGGAGCUGUUCGCACCGGCAAGCACGCUGGCAGCAACUCACGCGUUCUUGGCCGUGGCCCUGACGAGGAAGCUUGAGGUCUGCACCUUCGACUUCAAGGACGCUUACCUUCAAGUGGAGCAACCGGUGCCAAUGACAAUCGAGGUUGCAGCUUCUAUGUUUGGUGCCGUCAGGCAGGGCACUGUUACCUUGGUGCUGGACAAGCUGCUUCCUGGCCAAAGGAUUGGGGCAAGCGCCUGGUUUGGCUUUGCAAAGGACCUCCUAGCCAAGGGCGGCUACACUGGCUUUGUCAAGGAGCCCACUCUUUUCAAGAAGGACGCUGGUGGGAGCCAGGCGGGUGUCAUCCUGCAUGCCGAUGAUGGGCUCAUGGCUUCAACCGCAGCCGAGCGUGAAAAGCUCAAGAAGGUGUUGCGGGAAAAGGUGCAAGUGGAGUUUUCAGACCCAAUGGUUGGGCCAGGCGACGAGAUCCAGUUCCUCAAGAGGAAGUAUGUGAUGGGAGAGAAGGGGAUAGUCGUGUACUCCAAUGGGCGCUACCUCGAGGCACUUGUGAAGGCCCUCGGUGACAGCCUUAAAGUGCGGGACGCCCCGGCCGACAACAGCUUCCUGGAAACAGACGGGAGCAAAGAGCUUGGGGCCAAGGAGGCGGAAGGAGUACAGGGAGGCGGUGGUAUUGGAGAUGAGGGGAGCAAGGUGGUGAUUGAAGCAAUCACCAUGGUGGUUGAGACCAAGUGCAGGACAGACAGUGCAGCUUGCAAAGGCAUAGCAAACCGCCUGGGGUGCGGCCGUGUGCGGCAUUUGGCAUGUGGCUUGCUCUGGGUGCAGCAAUGCGUCAAGGAGGGCCGAAUCCUGACCGGCAGCAUCCCCGGGGUGUUUAAUCCUGCAGACUUGGGGACGAAGCCACUCUCAGGUGGCAGAGUUCGCGAACUUUUGUUUACAAUGGGGGCCGUUGAGCCCGAUGGCCAGCCCUACGGGCAAGCAGACAAGGAGGCCGCGGACCACAAGAGGAUGGUUUCGCAGGCUUUGAAAGAGUGCCGAGAGAGCUCUGGAUCAGUGAGUGCAGUGCAGGUGAACAGGUGGCUGCCAGUGCUUUUGUUGAUGGCACAGGCAGGACAAGGCCAGGGCUUGAGCUUGGCUGCGCCAAUCGCUGCGCUUGCUGAGCCGGAGUUUGCUUACAGCGUGGUUGCGGCAGCGGGGAUCGGCUUGGUCACAAUGGUGGUGUUCUUGGGCAUUCCUUUUACAGUGCUGAAACUGCUUAAGUGGAGUUUUGGCAAGGGGUUUUUCCGUGCAAAGACCCGAGACGCCGACACCCAAACUGACGUGCCGAGGCCAAAGGUUGAGCCGAAAGUGAAGCGUGAAAGUGAUGCUUUUGCGCAAGAGUACGUAGAUCGAUGUACAGAUUUGCAGUCGCUCCUUAGUGAGCGCUGCCGCCAGAACCGUGAAAUGGAGAGGGCCCUGUACGAAGUUAGGCAGUACGUGAAUGCAAGGCCUCCCGAUUGCUCCAGCACCUUCAGCUCUUUGAGUCGAGCCCUCCCCCUGCAACGGGUGCCUCUUCAACUUCCCCGGUCAGCCCAGGUCUUUGACUCCGUCGAUUUCAGCAAGCGAGAGGUUGAGCAAUCUUUCCCUCCGUGCCCUACCUCGUGGGUUGAUCGUGCAGCUUCUUUGGGGUCUGCCAACCUGAGCCCUCGCUCUCGAGUUUUGCGUGCUUGGCGAGCCGGUCAGUGGGCUCGCCGUGUGCUUCAGGGCCAAUACGCCACUCCUUUGCCCUCGGAGAAUUUGCGGCUUGCCUCUCGCUUUUACGUUGUGGUGGCGGCGACGCGCAGCCUGCUCUUUACCGGACCUUUCGAGAGUUCAACGCGGCCGUCGGCCCCCUUGCAUCCUCUCAGCGUUCUGCCUUUCUCGGAGCGGGGCCAGGUGUGGAUCUACGAGCAUGCCUCAGGAGAUGGGGCCAUAGCCCCGGCCCUGGCUUUUGCACCCCCUGUGCCCGACCAGAGCCUUUCGGCAAUCGUGGUGGACUUGUCUGUGCAGGCCGUAGCUGGUGCCCCCGAGCGGCUCCAAUACUACUCUGCAGAGGAAGGGCCACCGGAGCCCCAGCAAAAGCAGAAGCGCAGUGUGCUCCGCUUAUCCCGGGACGAUGUUCCGCCGCCGGCCGCCUCGGGUAUGCCUUCCGGAAGCGGGCCGCCAAAGCCGCCGGGCCCAAAGAGAGUUACGACUGCGACUUUGGCCAGCCAGCUCGAGAACCUGACUUCGACUCUUCCUUCUCUGGUCAGGUCCAUGGACGAGCUUUCAGAGAGGCAAGCCGGGUGGAAAAGCAGAUGGGAGCGGGGCCCUCCGCGCCGUCUUGGAGCAAUCCCGGGCCUUGACCACACUGGUUGCGCAGCUUGCAGGGUUUUCGGGGACAUUCUCUCCGACUCCAGCAGCCCUGUUGCCCAUUUCAGUGCCCGAGAGCCCAGCCAAAGAGCAAAGAUGCAGGAGGAGCUCUCGGCCGACAAGGGGGUGUUCUUCGCGGCGGUGCUCCAGAACAUGGCAAAGAGAAUGGCUCCGGCUGCCAGUCUGAGCUCGGAGCCUGCCGAGCUGCUUCAGCAAGGGGUGUGUUUGUCCCGCUACUGGGAGCGGUUCGGAGGCCUCCGACCAUCUUGCCUUCUUGCUGUGUGCGUGGAGCAGAUGAGUAUGGAUUCCGGUCGGGCCGAGCUUGGCUAUCAGCUGACUUGGCUCGAAGAGCCUCCCGCGGCAAUGUUUACAGCACGCUCGUCAAAGAGUGCCAUGCACACCCGUGCCUUCGCACCCUUGGCUUCUCAGAGGUGGGUGGCGAUUGUCUUGAGCUACACCAAGGAGCUGGACGUGAUUGCCACAAAGCGGGCCGAUAUGAGGAAGGGUGGUGCCCCUUUGGGCUCUGGGUCAGGUGCAAAAGACGAGGACUCCGAGGACACUCCCUCGCCGUCACGCCCAAAGAGGUAUGCGGCUCCCCUGGCGUUGCUCGUCGGCCAGGUGUGCAAGCCACGGCAUCCUGCUCCAUCUCUUUUCCCCUUGCCAGUGAUCACACCGCCCUUCGUGGAACGACCUCAGGUGGAUUCUGAAAUCAAGCUCUCCCGUUGCUGCCUGGCUCGCUGCUUCUUUCCGUUCCCCUGCCAGCCGGUGGGGACCUGCCCCACCUUCUUGGUGCUUGCCUUGAACUUUGUGCACGAAGGCACCUUGUCGCGUGUGACUCUCGCCCUGAACGUUUCCCUUUGCCUCCGGGACGGUCUGGCCCUGAGAGCCUUGCACGACUCCUUGAAUUGGAACAUUUCGCGAGCUGUGCCCUUGACGGGCCUGCGGGAUCUGCCAGCCACUCUGCCCCCCUUGCUGCUCUGCCUGAGGCUGAGGUUAACGGGGCGGGGCGCCUGGGAUGCCGAACCCUGGCUGCAAGGCUGUGAGGUGCCGAACUUGGAAGCUGAGUCUUGGUCUGAGAACCUCUCGUUGGCUCGCUUAUGGUCGGCCCAGGGACUGCUUGGUCUUGUCCAGGGGGAGCCCCAGCAGCGAUACCGAUCACGUGUGUUUAACGCUUUCAAAGAUGCCAUCCGGGACCGCCAAAUUGGGGAUCGGAGGCUGGCCAACAUAGGCGAACGACACAUGCAAGGCCCAUCGGCUGACCUUCCCCCUGGCUUCCUUCUUGCUGGGCUCGUCGUGCCCCGUUUUCGUGCGCAGGUCACCGGCUACUGCAGUGAUAGAAAGGACUUCUAUCACCAAUUUAGGGUGACAGAGGAGCGGGCCAGUACGAACUCCCUGGCUUUUGGAUAUAGUGCUGCUGAGCUUGGCCCUGAGGUCAUGUCCCGCUCGCCUGUCCUGUGGGAACAGGGUGCCCCCACGAGCUCGUUGACACCUUGCUUCAGGUCGCUUUACCAGGGCGAUCACAUGGGAGUUGAGUUUGUCCUUGCUGCCCAUGCCUCGCUGUUGAAGUAUGGUGGUGCCCUCCUUGACCACACCAGCCUUCAGAACCAUCGGGCCUUCCCCCUGGGAGAUACUGUGCAGGCCCUGGUCAUCGACGAUUUGGUUGGGAUCAGUGUGCUGCCGGCCGCCUGUGACCCUCAAGGACCUUCUCCCGUCCGUCACUUGCACAAAGCUGCUGGAGAGGUGUACCAAAGGUUCAGCGUGCUGGGCUCGCCUGAGAAGGAUGUCAAUGGAGAGAGCUUGUUCACAGCCAUUGGCUGUGAGAUAGACUCUAGAAAGCAUAGUGUCAGGCGUGGGCUUGUGACCGCUGCUGCGCCCCUUGGUCGGAGGCUGGGCCUUGCUUCCCUUAGCCUCCGGGCUGCCCGUCUGCCUGUCACUUCGUCUGGCUUGGUCUCGCGCCUGACGGGGGCCUGGACUUCGGCUUUCCUUUUCCGGAGAUGCUGUAUGGUGGUCCUGUCUGAGGCCUUCUCUGUUGCGAACCGGGCUGCUGAGGAGCCAAGGCAAAGCAAGCGGCCCAUCCCCAUGUCGCGCCGGCUUGCGCAGGAGCUUGUGCUGGCCUCUGUGUUUUCUGUUGCCGCGUGUGCCGACCUGACUGCUGAAGUCUCCGACCGUCCUUGUGGCAAAACGGUGACCGGAGAGGCUGCCGGCUUGGCCCCGGAGGAGGAGGACCUUGCUGACGACUUUCGCCCCCCGGGCCUCCAAAGCAGGCACUACGAUGUCCUUGCUCCCUCCUUUGCUGGUUGGCUUAGCGACAUGCUUCAUGGGGGCUGGGUGCGUGGACUUCUUAUGUGUCCUCCUUGUGCUGUCUGUGGUGUUGGGCCCGCUCUGGCCUACUGGAAGCGAUGCUUGGGUUUCCUCCGCCUGGCCUCUGCGCUUGGGGUCCCCUGCCUGCUUCUCCUUCCAGGCCCUGCUUGCUGCGUUCUUGGGCCCGUCCUGGAAAGGUUUGUUGGCUCGCUUUCCUGCGAACGGCGGUGGCUUGCUUUCAAGAAGCUGGGUGCUCAAGAGCCUGGCGGCCUGAUGUGUAUCCACUGCUUCUUUGACGGUGCUGCCCUGGACUCCUUUGAGGGCCCUGCUGAGUAUGAUGCCCCUUCUUCUCUUGGGGCUAGUGAGCGCUCGCUCCUUGGCCUUGGGCUCCUCAGGUGCUUUUCUCGCACGUUCUUGGCACGGGCGGCUCUUCUUGACAAGCCUGGCAUCGAGUCUGUCGCCGUGAAUGACGUGCUCUCUGCUGGCGACUGGGCUGUCGACACGGUGCUUCCCUGGAAGGGUGACUCUCAUAUCAAUGUGCUUGAGCUUGCUACGGUCGUUGCUUUGCAUCGCCAGCUUGCUGCGUCGCAUGCUGAUUGCAGGAUUACAGUUUUAGUCGACAGCCAGGUUGCAAGUGCCGCCGCGAAGGGGAGGUCGUCUUCGCGAUCCUUGAGCUUUGCUUUGAUGAGGUCGACGGCCCUCCAGCUUGGUUUCGGCUUGUUCGUUGCUUACGGCUUUGCACCUACCCGCCUCAAUGUCGCGGAUGACCUCACGAGAUUGCUGAACUUCGGGCCCCGUCCGCUCGCCGCCUCUACGAGCUCCUUCCGACGACUGUGUGGCACUUUGUCUCCGCCCUGCGCCUUCGCCGCCCGCUUGCUUCUUGGGCGGCUUUUUCUCCUCGUGGCUUUUGACUCUCCCUACGACAAGCACUUCCUUGUGUCCCUGCUUUCUGGGCCUUUCUUGGGGAGGCUUCCUGGAGCUGAUCAUAGCCGUCUGGACUUUGACUCCACUUUGGACUUUCCUGGUGAGGGGCCGCGCCUCCCCCUUUGCCUUCUUACUGUGCCCUCCCUCGGCCCUUUGGACUUCUGCCUUUCAGCUGGGCCCUCAGGUCGCCGUGCUAGCUCCCACUCCUUUGUCUUAGUGGUAGAGCUCUUUCUCCACUUCUUUGAGGCUGCCUCGAGCCUUCUUUGCCUUCUGGACUUUGACGCCACUUUGCGCUUUCCUGGUGAGGGUUGGGGCUGGUUCAGGGUUUUCUUUCAGCUCACCUGCGCCAUGGCUGUGGUUGUGCCUAGCACCCCUGCAGAACACGAGAGAGCUCGCAGGAGGUCACCUGUUCUCCUAGUUGCUGACCGUGUGGUGAGACCGGUGACCAGGACAAAGAGAGAGAGGCUGUCUGCUGCCUUUGACGAGUGGCUCCUUGAGACUCAUGGCAUCUCCCUGAGGAGCUUACUUGACGCUCCAGGGGAUGUCUCUGAGAAGGUUGCGAAUCUCUUGGUAGGUUACGGACAAGCUCUUUUUCGCGGAGGCCAACCCUACUACAAGUAUUCCGAGACCAUAAAUGCUGUCGCUGCCUUAAAGCCUAGCAUCAGGCGCAGCCUUACAUAUGCUUGGGAUUUGGCGUUUGCUUGGCUUACUGAAGCACCUCACUGCCAUCAUAAGGCGAUGCCGCUGGGGAUCCUGCUAGCUGUCCUCAGUGCAGCUUUGGCGUGGGGUUGGGCGGCCGAAGCCGCGCUUUUUGGUUUGGCUUGGGCUGGCCUUCUUCGACCUGGUGAGGUACUCAGUGCAAGGAGGAUUGACCUUAUCCCCCCUAGAGACGCUGCACCUGGCACGAAACACGCGUUAUUGGUGAUCAGGAACCCAAAGACGCGCGGCAGAGCUGCGCGACACCAGAGCGCGAGGGUUGACCCUGCAAACGUGAUCGAGCUUCUCGAUGCUGUGUUUGGAAAACUCCCUGGCCACGCGCUCCUUUGGCCGCAGUCUGGUGCUACCUUGCGUCGGCGAUUGGAGCAGAUUCAGGAGAGGCUAGGCUUGGUUGAAGCAGGAAAGCCUGCUUUUGACCUGAGCUCCUUCAGGCCGGGGGGAGCUACCUGGGCCUUGAACGCCACAGAGAACUCCGAGCUGGUCAGACGACGUGGCCGCUGGUUGUCGUUGCGUGUAAUGGAUAUUUACCUCCAAGAGGUGGUGGCUAUAACUUAUUUGCCAUCGUUGGAGCCGAGCACCCGCGAGUGUGUCGACUCCCUGGCUUCUCAGUUUACCGCUAUCCUGCAGAGGGUGAUAUUCUUCAUGUCUCGUGGCAUUCCAAGGGCCGCCUGGUAUGCUCUUCUUCGGCCUCAUCUUUGA
Molecule: messenger RNA, 7539 nt
Organism: Symbiodinium necroappetens
Lineage: Eukaryota; Dinophyceae; Suessiales; Symbiodiniaceae
Source: the annotation of a GenBank genome assembly